Molecule: messenger RNA, 2385 nt
Organism: Babesia ovata
Lineage: Eukaryota; Apicomplexa; Aconoidasida; Piroplasmida; Babesiidae
Product: WD G-beta repeat containing protein, putative
Exons: 3
Coding region: 1-2385 (794 amino acids)
Biological process (GO): maturation of SSU-rRNA from tricistronic rRNA transcript (SSU-rRNA, 5.8S rRNA, LSU-rRNA)
Cellular component (GO): 90S preribosome; t-UTP complex; small-subunit processome
Molecular function (GO): RNA binding; protein binding
Source: RefSeq, a predicted model, not a curated record
AUGGCUCACAAACUCUCGCUGGUGAGCAUCUACGACUCCAGCACCUCCAGCGUGAACGCCGCGGCGUUCUCGCCAUGCGGGCAGUACAUCGCGGCGGCAAGGCAGCCCUUCGCUGUCGAGAUAUACAACGUCGAAACUAGGGUCCAUAUAACGUCGCUACGCGAGUCGGACGAGCACGCGGCGAUACGAACGAUCAUCUGGGUUCCCAAGACUGACGGUUUGGUCGGCAAAACCCUCAGCGGGUACCGAAUCAUCACCAUUGGGUUACACGCGGUCAUCACCGACUGGGACCUGGAGCUUCUCCUGCCCGUGAGGUCGUGCUGUUCUUACGGAGGCGCCAUAUUCUCGGCUGCGCUGACGCAGUGCGGUACAAGGGUACUUAUCGCAUGUGACGAUGGAAGAAUCCGCGCAUUCCGGCUGUGGAGCUCGACCGACAGGCACACCAGGGACCCAGAACUGAACUUCGACAAGGUGUACGCCUGCCACACCAAGAGCAUACUGAGUGUGUGCGCACUGCCUGACGGGUCUUUCUUCUGCGGGACCUCUGAUUCCAUCAUCUUCAAGCACGACCCAUCUUCCGAUGUGCCGGCCGUCAAAAUAAAGGUCCCAGCAGUGAAGAAGCAGGGCGCUCCCACAUCUAAAAAGAGGAAAACGGGCAAUACCGAUUUCGAAGCUGAUGCGGACACCGCGACGGAUGCCGCUGCUGAGGGGAAACGGGUAGCGAACACUGCAGACGACCAACAGGAGCCGCAAAUAUGGGCACUGGCGUUCAUAGAGAAACACCAACUGCUAGCCAGUGGUGAUUCUGCCGGUAACGUCAUACUGUGGGAUGUGAAGACCUGUACUAUGCACAAAAUGUUCACGCAACAUUGUGCUGACGUGCUCUGUCUGGCAGUCGGUGCCGACGGUGACACGCUCUUCUCAGGGGGAGUGGACACCCAAAUCACGGUGUACGCCUACAACGAAAGGAACUACCUCAAACAAAACGCACCAGCUGGGUGGAGUGCUAACGGAGUCAAAUACUACCACAAGGGCGACGUGAGGUGCUUCGCAGUCCACCCGAACGACGACCGGAUAGUUAGCAGCGGCAGUGAUGGUAUACUCACCAUAUCGAGGGGGCUUAAGCACCAAAACAGCAAGAGGUACAGGACGAACCUCAUACUGCUCAACAUCCCGAGUUGGGUGGGCGCGCCCGUGGUCAUGAGCAAGGACAAGACGCUGGCGCUGUGCCGUUACCGGGACCACUGCGACCUGUGGUACGUGCCCAGGGAGUCGCAGGAGGACACCGAAAUGCCGUACAAGCUCGCCGCCAUCAAGCUCAAGCGGGAAGGAGGGCAAAUCGUCGCGGCGCAAAUAUCGCCGGACGCAAGUGUAGUGGCAAUCGCCAACCAAAAGCAGAUGAGAUUGCUCAAAUUUUGUGCGGAGAAUCUGGAGUUAAGAUCCGGUGAACAGCAGGUGCAAGAAAUGACUGUGCACGCGAUGCAUUUCGUAUCCAACACCGAACUGCUGGUGUCGCACCUCAAACAGGGGGACACCAAAUUCCGCCUGUCAAGGCUCAACGUGGAAACCGGCGAGAUGCGCCAAUUGGAACACCCAAUUAGGGAUCCCAUCAUCAAGAUCGACGUUGCGCGAUUCAACCUCGAUGAGACGCUGCAGCGCAAACUGGUUACGUUGUACAGCCUGGAGGGGUUCGUGUACCUUCUCGACCUGGAAACCGAGGCGAUACACGAGCUGCCCAAGUUUGAAAACGGAUACAGGGUAGUGUCCACCUGUGCGAGCCCGGAUUUCAAGUACCUGGCGGUAUUUUCGAAGGGGUCGCUCUACUACUUCUACAAUGUGGAAAUGCGCACCAUCGUCGCGUACGACGGUGAGACCAUACACAGGGUCCCGAACAGGAUCUGCAACAGCAACGUGCAGAUAUACAACGCGCUGUGGUACCAUCAGGACCAGCUGAAUCGCAUCUUCAUCCAGACUUCCAACAACGUCUACGCCAUCAAAAUUGACGAGGGCCUGUUCGGCGUCGAGGGGAAACCGAACCGGGAAAAGCCGGCGACACAGAACGCCAGACUCAACACACGGCAGAAGAUAUACAUCGGACCAAGGAAGUUUAGUGACGCUCCCUGCAUCAAAAAGUACCUCCACCAACCGCCGGCUCUGUUCAGGGCUUCGCUCCAACACCUGCAGCAGCUCAAGGGCGCGGAGCCGGAGGAGGGUGCUGAAGCGAUGCAUCAGCCGCUGACAAUUGGCAGGUACCUGGGGAUCAACAAGUCGAAGUUCUUGGUGCACCUGGAACUGGCUGCCAACGAGGAGGGCCUGCAGCUGAUAGCCUUUUACAUGGCGCCGCCACACAAUAGCAUAUUCCACAGGAAACGAUACGGAACGUGA